Molecule: messenger RNA, 1191 nt
Organism: Bipolaris maydis ATCC 48331
Lineage: Eukaryota; Fungi; Ascomycota; Dothideomycetes; Pleosporales; Pleosporaceae
Product: LicD family-domain-containing protein
Source: RefSeq, a predicted model, not a curated record
AUGAGACUCCCGCUCGAGACUCUUCUCCUAAUUGUGCAUCUCGUCUAUGUCACAACCGCCGUACCCGUACCCGUGCCCGUUGCCCGCCGCAGCACAUCGUUUCGCGCCCUCCGUGGCUUGACGCCACUGGUCAACUCCUUCUCCAAUGACCAGAUGUACAAACACGCACCUACAAAGUACUUUUACGAAUCCGAGUUUAAUUCACACUAUGAUGGGCGCUUUGCCUCCGCUGAGAUUCCUUCCCGGGAACGGGUAUGGAAUCUACGGCUGAUGCUCAAAGCAUAUACAGAAACAAUGGACCAGAUUGGAAUCCAGACAUGGAUCAUGCACGGAUGUCUGCUCGGGUGGUGGUGGAACGGCGGACUCAUGCCGUGGGACAAGGACCUCGACUUUCUCGUCGAAGAAGAAGGCAUGCAAGAGCUAGGUGAAUGGUGGAACAUGACAGUCCAUCACUUUCCCGCUGCCUCACUCGGUCUCGACGACGCCCGCUCCGCCGAAAGCGACCACUGGGCCAGCGAGCGCAAUGCCGCACAUGACGACGAAUCCGAUCCCGAAGAAGACGACGACGACGACGACGCCCGCUCCAAGCGCCUGGCUUGGGAACAAGAAGUCCGUGAAAACGGCAAGAAAUACCUACUAGAAGUCAACCCAAACUACACCAACAAAUCCACCUCAGACAAGUACAACCUCAUCGACGCCCGCUGGAUCGACACCUCAAACGGUCUCUACAUCGACAUCACAACCUUACACGUCGCCCCGCUUUCCCCGGCUGAAGAAGACGACCCCUUCUCCGUCCCCCCCUCCUUCACCAUCCACCCCUCCGCCCACGAACCCGACCCUUCCGCCGAAGAAAUCCAACUCUACGUCAAAGACACACACGCCUACCUCUCCUCGCAAAUCUAUCCCUUGCGCACUUCGCUCUUGGAAAAAGUUCCCGUCAAAGUACCCUAUGCGUACGAAGAACUGCUGCUAGAGGAAUACGGGCCCAACGCCCUGACGGAGAAUUGGUAUAAUGGAUAUGCGUUUGAGAAGGACAAGGGCGUCUGGGUUGAGAGGAAUCCGACCGUCGAAGAGGCGAGGUAUUUUAGGGCCAAGUCGGGGUGGAAUACGGGGAGGAGCGCAGGGACCGGCCGAAUUACACAUGGCUGGAAGGGCGAGGGCAGAUUGGAGAGUGUCGAGGGGGGUUGGUAA